Suncus etruscus (white-toothed pygmy shrew) is the source of this 1263-nucleotide messenger RNA. RefSeq names its product forkhead box D4 (gene FOXD4). The record is from RefSeq and is a predicted model, not a curated record. Lineage: Eukaryota; Metazoa; Chordata; Mammalia; Eulipotyphla; Soricidae. Gene Ontology annotation, biological process: regulation of transcription by RNA polymerase II; anatomical structure morphogenesis; cell differentiation. Gene Ontology annotation, molecular function: DNA-binding transcription factor activity, RNA polymerase II-specific; RNA polymerase II cis-regulatory region sequence-specific DNA binding. The transcript is spliced from 2 exons. Bases 1 to 1263 code for a protein of 420 amino acids.
AUGAGUGCAGCGCAGCCCCGGGCCGGCUGCCACCUUCUCCCGAGUCUCUGCCACUUACUGAACAUGCCUGGAGCUGAGCAUCUGCGCUCCGCCGCGCCCCGCAGCCUCCGGGGGUCCUCCGGGGUAGAUGCUGAGAUCGAUAUCCUGGGAGAGGAGGAGCAGGAGGAGGAGGACGUCGCCGCUGGAGGCGAGGAAGACCGGGGGACCGAGAAGAAACCACUUUUCCUGGAGCCGCAGCGCCCGGAGGGAGCGCGUCGUGGCGGGAGCGCUGCGCCUCCGGAGCGCACGGAGAGCCCUGGCGAGGGGCGCGGCUGCUUGGAAUCGGGCGCCAAGUUCAAGGCAGCAGCGACCUGCUAUUCGGCGGCCCCCGAAGACACCCCGCAGCCCACGAAGCCCCCCUACUCCUACAUCGCACUCAUCACCAUGGCCAUCCUACAGAGCCCGCACCAGCGCCUCACGCUCAGCGGCAUCUGCGCCUUCAUCAGCGGCCGCUUCCCCUACUACCGCCGCAAGUUCCCCGCCUGGCAGAACAGCAUCCGCCACAACCUGUCGCUCAACGACUGCUUCGUCAAGAUCCCCCGCGAACCGGGCCACCCGGGCAAGGGCAACUACUGGAGCCUGGACCCCGCCUCCCAGGACAUGUUCGACCACGGCAGCUUUCUCCGGCGCAGGAAGCGUUUCAAGCGCCACCCCGCGCUGCCGGGGGUCCACCUGCCGCAUCCCUGGGCCCUGCCCGCCGCGCCCGCCGCCCUGCACGGCCCCUACCCGGGUCUGCUGCUCGGGGCCCCCGCCACGCCAUCGCCGCCGCCGGGCCCAGCCUCUUACGCCUCCCCGGCGCCGGGGAGCCACCCGUGUGCGCUGCUGCAUCCGCACCCGCUCCGCUACCUGCUCCUCUCCGCCCCAGCCCAGGCCGAAGCGCCCAGAAAAGCGCCCAGCGCCCAGCUGGCGAGACCCGGCGCCCUCCCGGGGCUGCAACCCUCUCUGAAGUCUCAGCCCGGCGAGGAAGGCCGGGGUCAAACGUCGGCCUCCUCCUUCAGCAUCGCUGACAUCAUGCAAGGAGCUGGGGGAGAAGGCAGCGGGCCGGAGCAGCAGAGUCUGCCUCCACCGACGCCCUGGGGCUACUGCCACCUGCUCCCGCGCUCUCCGUGCCUGCUGCAGCAUCAGGCCGCUGGUCCCUGGCUCCAUGUGUCGGCAGCAGCCGCUCGGACCCUUUGGCAGCAGCAGCGGCCGCGGGACUGUCCCGGCGGCUGCACGCCCAGUUAG